AUGAAAUUCUCCCAUUCGUUACAGUUUAAUGCUGUACCAGAAUGGUCCUCAAAAUAUAUUGCUUAUUCGCAUUUAAAGAAAUUGAUAUAUUCUUUACAAAAAGAAAAAUUAUACGCAAAGGGUAAUAGUUUCCAAAAUUUAAACGAUACCGAACAAACUCCAUUAUUAGAAGAAAAUUCCGAUCCUUAUGUGUUAAGAUUUAUCCAACAGUUAAACAUCGAAUUGAAAAAAAUUGAUAAGUUUUAUAUAUCGCAGGAGACUGGUGUCUUGGCAAACUAUAACGAACUGGAUGAUGAUGUCAAUGAAUUCAAAUCAAAUCUAUUAAAUAAUAGAUUACCAAGUUUAAGUGAUGCUGUUCCACAAUCAAAGAGUAGUAGUAAUAACAAUAAAAAUGGUAAAAAUAGUAAUAUGAAAUUAAAUAGAAGGAAAAGAAGAUCUACAGGAAGAAAAAAUAGUAUGCCAGAUUUACCUCAUAUUGCUAGGAUUGCUACUACUACUAGUGAAUUGCAAGGGAUUGUCUCUACUGGGAAUGGACCUUUUACAGAUAUAGACACUAAUAUUGCAGAUGAGGAUGAAUAUUAUGAUGAUGAUGAUGACGAUGACGAGUCAAUGAAUUCAGGUUUGGCUAUGUCCAUUGAAUCAGCUCCUGCAAUUAGGGCAAAUAAUGAUUUGGACAUGGUGGAUGAUGUAGAUAUUCAUAGCAAUCAUAUUAUUGCUACUCAAAAAUCUAGAAAUUCUUUGAAUACAUGGGGGUCCUUGUCUCAAUCCAGAGAUAAUAAUGGACCAAAUUAUUUGAUUACACCAUUCUUACAACAUAAAGUUACUUUAAAGAAAAGAUUAGUGGCAAUGUUUACUCAAUUAUCUGAAUUGAAAGAAUAUAUUGAAUUGAAUCAAACUGGGUUCUCUAAGAUUUGUAAAAAAUUUGAUAAAUCAUUGAAUACAAAGAUUAAAAAUGAUUAUUUAAAGACAAUCGUUACAAAGUCUCAUGUGUUUAAACCAGAGACAAUAGCAAAUAUUAAAUCGCUGUUGAAUGAUACUAUUAUUAUUUAUGCAAAAUUAUCCAAGGAGACUUAUCCAUCAAUUCCAUCAUUUGCAGAAUUAAGCAAUAACAAUAGUGAUCUAUAUUUAAAUGUUGAUGAAAUAGAAAAUGAUCAGGAUACACAUGUAAGUAGGGAGGAUUUGGUUGAUUAUGAAGCUGCAGAGAAAGAAUUGUCUUCACAUUUAAGAGAUCAUGUAGUUUGGGAAAGAAACACUGUUUGGAAAGAUUUAAUGAAUUUGGAACGUAAAUCACAAAAUGUGAAGACUACCCAUGUAAAUAAUAUCCGUACAAGGAAUAAUUCGUUGGUAGGAUCAGUUGGAGCACAACCAUCUGUGAUAGAGUUCGAUACCGCUGGAAAUUAUUUGAACGUUGAGACAAUAGCUGAUUUUUCCAAAUUAUCAAUAAAACAAAUGCUGUUUUUAGUUUUAAAUGCUACUGCCUUAUGGAAAUUUGUUUUCAUUACAGCUAUCUUCCUCUCAUUUGUUGGUAUAUAUAGCCCCUUUGAGGAUACUCUACAAAGGAAUUGUUUUGCAAUUUUGAUAUAUGCUUCAUUACUUUGGGCCACUGAAACUUUACCCUUGUUUGUAACAUCGUUGUUGAUUCCAUUAUUAAUAGUAGUAUUCCCUGUACUUAAGGAUCAAUCAUCGAUGGAACCAUUAACUUCUGUACAAGCAUCGCAAUUUAUCCUGUCGACAAUGUGGUCAAGUGUUAUAAUGUUGCUAUUAGGUGGUUUUACUUUGGCCGCAGCUUUGUCCAAAUAUAACAUUGCAAAAGUUUUAUCCACUUAUAUCUUAUCUUCUGCAGGUACAAACCCUCAAGUAAUUUUGAUUACAAAUAUGUUUGUUGCCGCAUUUGUUUCGAUGUGGGUAUCUAAUGUGGCAGCACCUGUUCUUUGUUAUUCCAUUAUUCAACCGUUGUUGCGGACCUUACCAAGAAAUUGUGAUUAUUCUAAAUCAUUAAUCCUUGGGAUUGCGUUAGCAUCAAACAUCGGUGGUAUGUCUUCUCCUAUAUCUUCACCUCAAAACAUUUUCUCAUUUGGAUUAAUGUCACCACCUCCAUCUUGGAUAGAAUGGUUUAUCAUUUCAAUUCCUGUUUGUAUUAUUAGUAUCUUAUUGAUUUGGGUGUUAUUAGUAUUAACUUUCAACACCGAUUCUAAGGAUAUUAAGAUUUUACAAUUUCAUCCUUUGAGAGACCCUUUCACCAUUACUCAAUGGUUUGUUAGUAUUACAAGUAUUGGUACUAUCUUAUUAUGGUGUCUAUCAAAUAAACUCUCUGAGAAAUUUGGUGACAUGGGUAUUAUAUCUAUUAUCCCAAUAGCUUUGUUGUUUGGUACAGGUUUGUUAAGUUCAGACGAUUUCAACAAUUUCAUGUGGACAAUUGUUAUCCUGGCAAUGGGUGGUACAACUUUAGGUAAAGCUGUCUCUAACUGUGGUCUUUUAUCGACAAUUGCUCAUAUUAUAAAGGAGAGUGUGGAGGGACAGCCAUUAUUUUUGAUUGUACUAUUGUUUGGUCUCGGGGUGUUGGUGAUGGCGACUUUUGUUUCACAUACUGUCGCUGCCAUGAUUUUAGUACCAUUAAUGGGUGAAAUUGGUGCUAACUUACCUGGUGAGGACCACUCUAGACUACUGAUAAUGAUUACUACCUUAUUAUGUUCGUGCGCAAUGGGUUUGCCUACCAGUGGUUUACCUAAUGUGACUGCUAUUUCCAUGAUUGAUGAAGUUGGAGAUAGAUAUUUAACAGUAGGAAAUUUUAUUACAAGAGGUGUUCCAGCAAGUUUGAUUGCAUAUGUCUUAGUUGUCACUGUGGGAUAUAGUGUAUUGAGAUUAUUGGAUUUCUGA
Messenger RNA from Maudiozyma barnettii, 2877 nucleotides. It is a transcript of the gene PHO91, whose product is annotated as Pho91p. Gene Ontology annotation, molecular function: phosphate transmembrane transporter activity. Gene Ontology annotation, biological process: phosphate ion transport; monoatomic anion transmembrane transport; polyphosphate metabolic process. The coding region runs from base 1 to 2877 and encodes 958 amino acids. Lineage: Eukaryota; Fungi; Ascomycota; Saccharomycetes; Saccharomycetales; Saccharomycetaceae. The transcript has a single exon. Gene Ontology annotation, cellular component: membrane. The record is from RefSeq and is a predicted model, not a curated record.